This is a messenger RNA of Aspergillus affinis, 1443 nucleotides long. RefSeq lists its product as uncharacterized. The record is from RefSeq and is a predicted model, not a curated record. Lineage: Eukaryota; Fungi; Ascomycota; Eurotiomycetes; Eurotiales; Aspergillaceae. The coding region runs from base 1 to 1443 and encodes 480 amino acids. The transcript has a single exon.
AUGGCUGAGACGAUCACGGUCGAUUACUUGGUGAUUGGCGCUGGUGCAAUGGGAAUGGCAUUCACAGACACAUUGCUCACCGAUACCAAGGCCACAGUGGCCAUUGUUGACCGUUUUGCUCAACCGGGCGGCCAUUGGGUGGUCGCGUACCCGUUUGUUCGCCUGCACCAGCCUUCUAAUUUCUAUGGGGUCAACUCCCGGAAACUUGGCGAGGAGACCAUCGAUCAAACUGGCUGGAACAAAGGCCUGUUUGAGCUCGCAACUGGCGACGAAGUCUUGGCAUACUACAGUAAAGUCAUGAACAGGACCUUCCUCCCUUCUGGUCGAGUCAGAUAUUACCCGAAGCAUGAGUACCUGGGUAAGGGCGAAUUCCGCUCUAUCGUCACGAACAAGAUUUAUAGGGCUGGAGAAAAAACUCGGAUCGUCGAUGCAACCUAUAUGAAAGUUGAGGUUCCAUCUAUGAGACCGCCUAGGUACCAAGUUGCGGAGGGUGUGAAUCUCGUUACACCUAACGACUUACCGAAGACCUCUCGACCAUACGGUGGUUACACCGUGGUUGGUGCUGGGAAGACGGGCAUUGACACCUGUUUGUGGCUUUUGGCAAACGGAGUCGACCCUGUACAUAUAUCGUGGAUCAUGCCUCGCGAUUCGUGGUACCUAGAACGCGGAGCCCUACAACCUGGCCCAGAGUUUGCCGAAAGUACUGCUGCCAGCAUAGCAGCACUCAAUGAAUCAAUGAUGACCGCGACAUCUCCAGAAGAUCUGUUCCUGCGGCUGCAAUCUUCUUUGCAGUUGACGAGACUGGAUGAGCAAGUUUUGCCAACCACGUUCCGUUGCGCCACUGUCUCCCUGGCAGAGCUCGAGCAGAUCCGAAAGAUCACGAAGAUUAUCCGCCAAGGUCGAGUUGUGCAUUUGACUGCCGACGAAGUCACUCUGGAGCGUGGCACGUACAAACCUGUCCCGGACUCGCUGUACAUCGACUGUACCGCUAAUGGUCUAGCAAAGACCAAUCCUGUGCCAGUCUUCUUAGGAAACCAAAUCACCCUCCAGUCAGUACGGCACUGUCAGCAAGUUUUCAGCGCUGCCUUUAUCGCCCACGUCGAGGCCACAUACGGCAAUGACGAGGUCAAGAAAAAUGGGCUUUGCCGCGUCAUUCCACACCCCGAUGAAGUCAUGGACUACCUGACCGUCAACAUCCAGUCCUAUAAGAACGGUCUCCGCUGGAACGCGGAGCCGCAAACGAUGGCCUGGCUGGCUCAAUCCCGUCUGGAUUGGUUCGGAACUUGGCUGCCAAAGGCACCCGAGGAUCCUGCACAGGCUGCAGCUUUCUAUCAGGCCUUCGCGGCGCAGGUUGAGGGCAUCUGCGCAAAUCUGGAGGAACUCAUCGGUCAGCUACCUGAGAAGGAUGCGUCGAGGGCGAAGGCUCAGUUGGCGAGGUUCUAG